UCCGAGUACAAGAGCCGGGAGAGUGACGCCGGAAGAAGCCAAUCUGCUGGCGUCGCUGCUGCGCGGGGGUGGGCCAGACUGGUCGGAGCGCCGCUGGUGUUGGCUGCAGGUUCAUGAAUAGAUUGAAGAAAACAUGGCCAAUCGAGAUUACAUUAGCAGACCUAUUUGCAAUGGAAUUUCUGUUCCUGAAAAUAAAAUUAAUUCCUUAGUGGCUGAAGGUCAUGGACAACAAAUUCUAAAAGUACUACAGAAGUUCAGAGAACAAAAUAUAUUUUUUGACUUUAAAAUUAUUGUGAAAGAUGAAGUCAUUCCUUGUCAUCGUUGUGUACUGGCAGCUUGCAGUGAUUUUUUCAGAGCCAUGUUUGAAGUUAAUAUGAAAGAACGAGAUGAUGGCAAUGUUACUAUUAGUAAUCUAUCACCCAAGGCAGUGAAAGCUUUUCUUGAUUAUGCUUACACGGGAAAAACAGAGAUAACAAAUGAUAACGUGGAAAUGCUCUUCCAGCUGUCAUCAUUUCUUCAGGUUUCACUCCUUUCCAAAGCUUGCAGUGACUUUCUAAUAAAAAGUAUCGAUCUUGUCAAUUGCUUACAGUUGCUUUCUCUGUCAGAAAGUUAUGGUUCUGUCCGCUUAUUUGAUCAUGCACUAGAUUUUGUACAGCACCACUUUUCCCUGUUACUAAGAUCAAGUGACUUUUUGGAGAUGAAUUUUGAGAUAUUGCAAAAAUGUCUUGAAGCUGAUGAACUAAAUGUCCCUGAGGAAGAAUCAGUGUUGAAUGCUGUUCUUCAAUGGACCAAACAUAACAUAGAAACACGACAGAAAUAUCUGCCUAAUUUGAUCAAAAAAGUGAGGCUACACCAGUUACCCGAAAAGACUUUGCAAGACUUUCUGCACUCAGAAGAGUAUUUACUUAAAAGUGCUAAUUGUUCAGUAAUAAUCAAUGAUGCAGUCAAAAGUGUGCAAGACUUCAGCGGACUAUUUCCAGAUGCACGUCCUUCAACAACAGAAAAAUACAUAUUUGUUCAUAAAACUGAUGAAGACGGAGAAAACAGGCAUACAUUUUGCUACAACAUCAAAACAGAUAAAUGGAAAGAACUACCACAUACACACAUGAUUGAUCUUCCAGGGUCAAGCUUAUCUAGCUACGGAGAGAAAAUAUUUAUAACUGGAGGAUGCAACGGGAAUUGUUACAGGACAGUCAGGCUUCAUAUCGCUGAACCGUUUCAUGAUGCCACUGACCAAACCUGGUGCUACUGUCCAGUCCGCAAUGAAUUCUCCAUAGUGUCAGCUAUGAGAAAACCAAGGACAAUGCACACAUCUGUUGUCACCUUAAACCAGUUGUUUGUAAUAGGUGGAAAGACCAGAGGAGCUCAAGAAACCCGCAGUCUUUUAGAUGUAGAAUCAUAUAAUCCUCUCUCCAAAGACUGGAAAUCUGUAAGCCAAUUACCAAGAGGUAUCUACUAUCCAGAAGCAAGUGCAUGUCAGAAUAUAAUUUACGUCCUUGGCUCAGAAGUGGAGAUUACUGAUGCCUUUAAUCCGUCUCUUGACUGUUUCUUUAAGUAUAACGCUAUGACUGAUCAGUGGUCGGAGCUUGUAGCAGAAUUUGGGCAGUUUUUCCAUGCAACUCUAAUCAAAGCUGUUCCAGUGAACUGCACGUUGUACAUAUGUGAUCUCUCCACCUACAAAGUCUACAGCUUUUGCCCAGAAACCUGUGUUUGGAAAGGGGAAGGAUCUUUUGAAUGUGCUGGCUUUAAUGCAGGGGCUGUUGGGACAGAAGACAAAAUUUAUAUCUUAGGUGGUGAUUAUGCUCCAGAAGAAAUCACAGACGAAGUUCAAGUCUACCACAGUAACAGGUCUGAGUGGGAAGAAGUUUCCCCAAUGCCAAGAGCCUUAACUGAAUUUUAUUGUCAGGUCAUUCAGUUUAAUAAAUAUAGGGACCCAUGGUCAUCUGUAAUGACAAUUUGCUCUGGAGAAUUUUGAAAUUCCUGAGUCAAAAUGAUCUAUUUAAAUGCACAAAUUUUAGAACAGAUUUUUUUCAGUAUUAGUUUGCAGAAAAAUAUGUCUUAUUUUUGUUUUAAAUCUUCAGUUUAAAUUGUCUGCUAUAAAAAUGUUUCUGAAAGGGUCUAUAAAAUUCCCAUCCAUCCUAGCCAUUAUAUAUCAAAAAUUAGUUAGUUUUGUAUACAAGUCUUCUCUAUAAUUAUCUGAAUAAUUUGAAAAUACUACUUUUCAGAAAAAAAGUUAUGAGGAAUUUAUUUUGUAAUAUGUGCCAUUAUUUCUGUAAUAAUCAGUUGCCCCAGGUGAUAAAUUGCUGAGUGAGGAAACUGAUAGUGAUACUGUUUUCCCUAUGUAACUGAAGUUUAAAGAAAUCUGCGUCAUGCUGGCUUUUUUUGUUUUUUUUCUUUCUCUUUUUUUUUAUAUUUACAAACCUGUUAGAGAACCUCAUUGUCAGUUUUAUCGUAUUAGAAUGACCUGAGCAAGGGAAAAAGCCAAAGUGACCUUUGCAGCAUCUUCACAGCAGUAAAACCAGGUGUCUAACUUGAAGAGACUGAAAAUUCUCAUCAUCUUACAUCAGCUCUUCAGUUGGACCAGUUUUUUUCCAUCCUUGUGCCUUAGUAGUAGCUGUACUUUCUGUUUUCAUCCCGUCGCUGUGGCAAGACAAACUUUGAUAACAAUUUGCAGGGUGAGCAAGAUUUCUACAGGGUGGAUGAUUCAGGUGGGAACUUUGCUGCACAGAUGGUCACCUCAAUCACUGCAAGAAAAAACACUUCAGGAUGUUUUCUAACAGAAGUCUUCCAUCUCUGAAGUCUGCAUCGGUUUCUGCUGAGCAGCCAGUAGGCUUCUUACAGCAGAAAGUUGCAAAAAUAAGUCUUAGUUGUUGCUUCAGUUAACUACCGGGAAAGUUCGUAUCUUGUAAUACACAGAAUACAAAGUUAGAAAAAAAAAACACAAACCCAUACUUAAAGUAGGUAGCAUUUCUAAGGGAAAUAAAUCAUUUUU
Lagopus muta (rock ptarmigan) is the source of this 2992-nucleotide messenger RNA. It is a transcript of the gene KBTBD3, whose product is annotated as kelch repeat and BTB domain containing 3. Gene Ontology annotation, molecular function: protein binding. The coding region runs from base 134 to 1975 and encodes 613 amino acids. The transcript is spliced from 3 exons. NCBI's taxonomy places the organism in Eukaryota, Metazoa, Chordata, Aves, Galliformes, Phasianidae. The record is from RefSeq and is a predicted model, not a curated record.